CCGGUCUCCGCGGCCCACCUCCGCCCCGAAACAAGAGAGUUUGUCAGUCAUGGACAACGGUUUGCGGAAGCCGAGGCAGAGGACGUCAGUUGGCCGUCGCUUAGUCCACGAUUGGGCCUAGAAACUGGGCGGUUCCGCUGGAAACGAUAUGGGCGUUAUGCGACCAAUCGCCGCGUUUUGGGUGUAUCCUGCCGACCGCCUGAUGUAUCAAACUGGGCAAAGAGAGCGAGAGAGCUUCCACCCACCCGAUCAUCGAGAGGCUGGCCCGAAGGACAAACUACCGACGAUAUCGGCCGGCAGAUCGGAGGUUGUGGGACGAGUCGCAGAUCUCCGCCGGAGAUAGGCUUGAUGGUUGGACUUCUGCUAAAACCGAGGGCAAUUCUGCCAGUGGAACAGCGUCUUCCUCGACCAAUCAGCGAGUGCGGCAAUAUACACUCUCCCACGAACUUUGUCGCCAAUCAACGCGCUCCGGACGAUACAGCUUGGCGAUUAGCUGGUGACAUGAUACACAUCCGUCAGAGAAAUGAUCAUUUCGCGAUGAGUAAAACAAGCAGGCUUCUUGAUUCUUGGAAGGAGUAUCCGGAGCCAGCUUUGUUCCAGUUAAUGAUUUUGAAUCAGGCCUAUAUUCAAGUCCGGCUUCCUUUUUAUGUGUAG
Messenger RNA from Protopolystoma xenopodis, 654 nucleotides. Lineage: Eukaryota; Metazoa; Platyhelminthes; Monogenea; Polystomatidea; Polystomatidae. The record is from the annotation of a GenBank genome assembly.